Geodia barretti is the source of this 1566-nucleotide messenger RNA. The record is from the annotation of a GenBank genome assembly. Lineage: Eukaryota; Metazoa; Porifera; Demospongiae; Tetractinellida; Geodiidae.
AUGACGGGCUGGCCCCCCGAGUGUGUAUGGUGCGCCGAUACCGUACACUUAGGCACACACGAAGCCCUGUUUCAUGCCGGGCGUGCCAACGAUGGCGGACUUGAGCUAGUUCCUUGGAUAGUCGAGUCUUGGGAGACCUCCGGAGACCUCGCUUACACCGACUUCAAAGUGCACGACGGCAUAGAGUUCCACAAAGGUUGGGGACCGCUGACAGCUCAUGAUGUGGUUUGGUAUUUCAACCUUAUCCAUCCCCUCAACAACCCGGAGUCCAGACACGACACCGGCGUUCAGCAGCACGGCAUUCUGGAUAACGCUGAGGUCGUUGACAACAAGACUUUCCGAUUCAACUGGGCGGCAUUCGCCGGGCACACUCUCUGGAUGACAUAUACGGACGUCCAAGAGGGCAUGGGGCCCUUCUCCAAGGCGAUCUACGACGACAAGGGCAUCGCGUACAUGGAAGAAAAUAUUGUCGGCACCGGACCUUUUGAGGUCGUAGAGUGGACCGACGCGGAAGUGGUCGAUCUUCAGGCGGUGCCAGACCACUGGCGAAAGACGCCCUACAUCGACCGAGUGAGAAUGCUGCAUGUCCCUGAGGCUUCCACGCGCCGCGCAAUGCUGGAAAACCGGCAGGUCCAAUCUGCCGAAAUAGCAUUGAAGGACUGGUCCGCUCUAUUCGAUGACGGCUUUACGCUGGCUCCCGAGACGACGAAUACGGUGUUUGCCAUCAGCAUGGCGGGGAACUACUGGCAGUCGCAUCAUCCGAUGACUGGAGAGCCGCUUGAACGCACAAGGGACAUCAGCAAGCCGUGGGUAGGUGACCCGUUCGAGAAUGGGGAUACAUUCGAUCCUGAUACCCCCUCUAUGAAGCGUUCGAAGCUUGUACGUGAGGCAAUGGCAAUAACAAUAGACAGAGAGGCUAUUAACGACACCAUUCUGUCCGGGCUGGGCUUGCCACACCACCUUGGCGGCAUAUGGGUUGAUGACCCUAUAUUCAUAGAAAAUCAGGACAUGUGGUCCUACGAGUACAAUCCCGACAGGGCAAGAGAGUUGAUGGCUGAGGCUGGAUACGAGGACGGCUUUGAAGUCGAAUGGUAUGGCGGCCCCGGCAAUAUUGAGAUAUUCGAGACGGUUGCAGCCGGCUGGUUGGGAGACUUGGGCAUCGAGACCACAUUCGACCGCCAGAUAUAUACAUCCUGGCGACCCACCAUCGUUAACCGCACGAACACCGACAUUUUCAACGGCUGCUGUUACGGUCUUCCGGCCUGGCCAUUAGAAUGGCCUCAAAACGCCGCCAAUUUCCCGGGUGGUUACAACACCGCACAAGAAUUCGACGAAGCAUGGGAAAGCUUUGACCGCAAGAGCAACACUACAGACCCGGAGGAGUUGAAGGCUGCUUCUAGUGACUGGUAUAGCUUCCUGCGCGAAUGGCAUGUCUGGCCCGGCAUAGUGCAGCACCCGGGCGGCGCGGUGUAUGACCCCGAGGCGAUGGAGUGGGAGCAGAUGCGGCCGUUCCAUUGGAUGAGAUGGUCGGGGAUGCGCAGCUUCGAGUGGAUACAACUCAAGUAG